CAGCAAAAAAAUCACCAACAGCAGCACCAACGCUGUCUUUGGAAUACCGGGAAUGUGGUGGCAUCACCUGUAGCUUGCAGACGACGCUUCCCAACGCUUCCAUAGAGGAAGGAUGGCGCGCGCAGAGCGGCAGCCGCGGCCGAGUCAUCAGCAUCGCACACCACUCCAUCCACGUCCAGGUGGCGCGGCCAGGACGAGCUGAUCCCACGGAGAACAAGAGGAAGAGGGAGGCGGCGAGGCAGGAGACGUGAAGGGGAGGAGGAGGAGGAGGAAAAAGGAGAGACAGACAGACGCAAGUGGAAGGAAGCAAAGUGCUGCAUGUGAGGCACCGGAGGGGGGGGAUAAUUUGGAGGAUAUUUUCCCGCGCACACGGAGAGACAUUCUCUCCUGGAAACAGAGUGUCCAAAUGAAUCCCAUGACUCAGCUUUACUACAAGAAGGCGACGUAUUCGCCGUACCGUGACCGCAUCCCUCUGCAGAUCGUGCGGGCUGAGGUGGAGUUAUCGGCGGAGGAGCGAGCCUACCUCACGGCAGUAGAAAAGGGCGACUAUGCGGGUGUCAAACACGCGCUGCGCGAGGCGGAGGUCUACUACAAUAUGGACGUCAACUGUCUGGACCCGCUUGGUCGCAGCGCUCUACUCAUCGCCAUUGAGAACGAGAACCUGGAGAUCAUGGAACUCCUGCUCGACCACGGGAUCCACACCGGGGACGCCCUGCUGUAUGCCAUUAGGAAGGAGGUGGUGGGCGCCGUGGAGCUGCUACUGUCACAUAGGCGGCCGAGCGGUGAGAAACAGGUUCCCUCACUGAUGAUGGAUAGUCAGUUUUCAGAGUUCACCCCUGACAUAACUCCCAUCAUGCUCGCUGCUCACACCAACAACUACGAGAUCAUCAAGCUGCUCGUGCAGAGAAAGGUCACCAUUCCCAGACCGCACCAGAUCCGCUGCGACUGUGUGGAGUGUGUCUCCAGUUCAGAGGUGGACAGCCUACGGCACUCGCGGUCUCGACUGAACAUCUACAAGGCUUUGGCAUCACCCUCGCUCAUUGCACUGUCCAGCGAGGAUCCGAUCCUGACGGCUUUCAGAUUGGGCUGGGAACUCAAAGAACUCAGCAAGGUGGAGAAUGAGUUCCGCCAGGAGUAUGAAGAGCUUUCUCAGCAGUGUAAACGCUUUGCCAAGGAUCUUCUGGAUCAGGCUAGGAGUUCCAGAGAACUUGAGACCAUCCUGAACCACAGGGACAAUGACCAGAGUGAAGAACUGGACCCCAGGCAGUGCCACGACCUAGCCAAACUCAAGCUAGCCAUCAAAUACCACCAAAAAGAGUUUGUGGCACAACCUAACUGCCAGCAGCUGUUGGCCACCUUGUGGUAUGACGGCUUCCCAGGAUGGAGGCGGCGCCACUGGGUGGUCAAGCUGGUCACCUGCUUCAUCAUCGGACUCCUGUUUCCUGUUUUUUCACUGGUCUACCUGCUGGCACCCAAAAGCGCACUGGGACGCUUCAUUAAGAAGCCCUUCAUCAAGUUCAUCUGUCACACAGCAUCUUAUCUGACCUUCCUCUUCCUGUUGCUGCUGGCCUCGCAGCACAUCGCCCGCACCAACCUCCACAUGCAGGGGCCACCGCCCACUAUCGUGGAGUGGAUGAUACUGCCGUGGGUGCUGGGAUUCAUCUGGGCAGAGAUAAAGGAGAUGUGGGAUGGGGGCUUCACAGAGUACAUCCAUGACUGGUGGAAUCUGAUGGAUUUCGCAAUGAACUCCCUCUACCUGGCUACCAUAUCACUGAAGAUUGUGGCCUAUGUAAAGUACAACUCUUCUCGGCCGAGAGAAGAAUGGGAGAUGUGGCACCCGACGCUUAUCGCCGAAGCACUGUUCGCCAUCGCCAACAUCUUCAGCUCGCUCAGACUCAUCUCGCUCUUCACCGCCAACUCGCACCUGGGGCCACUGCAGAUCUCGCUGGGGAGGAUGCUGCUGGACAUCCUCAAGUUCCUCUUCAUCUACUGCCUGGUCCUGCUGGCGUUUGCUAACGGUCUGAACCAGCUGUACUUCUACUACGAGACCACAGCCUCAGAGGAACCCAACAACUGCAAGGGUAUCCGCUGCGAACGGCAGAACAACGCUUUCUCAACGCUCUUUGAGACGCUGCAGUCGCUCUUCUGGUCCAUUUUCGGUCUACUCAACCUCUAUGUCACCAACGUGAAGGCGCGCCACGAGUUCACCGAGUUUGUGGGAGCGACCAUGUUCGGGACGUAUAACGUCAUCUCGCUGGUGGUUCUCCUCAACAUGCUCAUCGCCAUGAUGAACAACUCCUACCAGCUCAUUGCCGACCACGCCGACAUCGAGUGGAAAUUUGCCCGCACAAAGCUGUGGAUGAGCUAUUUCGACGAGGGCGGAACGCUGCCACCUCCAUUCAACAUCGUUCCCAGCCCCAAGUCCAUCUGGUACCUGCUCAUGUGGCUCCACAACAAGCUGUGCGACCGAGGACAGCCGCCCGAGGACGACCCGCACAAGUGUGAGAACCUGCGAGAGUUCACCGAGCGUCAUGCUGACAGUCUGAUACAGAACCAGCACUACCAGGAAGUCAUCCGGAAUCUGGUGAAGAGGUACGUGGCUGCCAUGAUCCGCAGCGCCAAAACGGACGAGGGCCUGACGGAGGAGAACUUUAAGGAGUUGAAGCAGGACAUCUCCAGUUUCCGCUACGAGGUCCUGGAUCUCCUCGGCAACAGGCGUCCUCCUCGCAGACACUACUCGUCUUCCAGUGACGCAGCCAGAGAUGACGGGGGCGUGGCCUCAGAGGACGACAGCGAACCAGGCGACGGCCAGCGAUCAAAGGGCGUGACCUUUACCACGCCGCUGGUGGACGACUCGAGGCCGGCGCCGACAUUAGGCGUCUCGGCUUUGGUGCGCUCCAUCUCUGGGAUGAGCGGUGUGGAGAAAGAGGGCGAGGCAGAAGAGGAGGAAGAGGAGGAGGGCAUGUGCUGGGGGGAGGAGGACGAGGAAGAGGAGGAGGGCAAACCAAAGAGCAACGGGCUAAAGACGACGGGGGUCCUACUUUCUGCCUCCACUACCCUCCCCCCUCCAUCGUCAUCCCUGGCAUCAGCACUGUCGUCUUCGCUGGCUCGCACGAGGAGCCGCCUGCAGCGUCUCUCGGCGCCGACGGCAAAGACGGACUCCUUCAAGCGCCUGUCCUUCCUGUUCUCCCGCUCCAAACGCAGAGCCCCGCCCAUGCCACUCCCUCUUCAAUCCCCGCCUUCCUACACCAUCUCCGACGGGCUACUCCUGCCCAGAGGGGGUCGCACCGACUUGGGACUGGGUCACGUGACCCGCAGCGAGACUCGCCUGAACGAGGUGGGCCGCUCGGUGGACGCCAGCAGCCCCUCCUUUUCGUCACGCAGAACAAACGGACGCGAUUCCCUCCUGACGCUCCCCCCACCGCCGCCGUGCCCGUGCCAGUCGCUGCACUGCACCUCCAACAUGUCCGAGUCUAGCUCACGCCUCCUGGACUCCAGUGAGGACGUUUUCCAGGUCGGGGGCAGCGUGGAGGGUGCUGGCGGGGGCGGGCUGAUGAUGAUGAUGGGCGGGUGGGUGGGACCAUGUGAUGAUGUCAUCGAGGACAGCUGCGAGGUCAUCGAGGACUCUGUCAGCACGCAACUAUAAAGACGAUGUCAGACUGGCCUCAGACACGCCCACUGGAACGGGACAUCUAGCUAGCUAAACAUGCAUUAGCCUGUCAACGAGCCAAUUAGCGUAUUAGGCAUUCGCGUGUUUGUUUGUUUUUUUUUUUUAUGCGAUGACAUCACUUUGCAAUAACACUACGACACAUUUCUCGGAAAGUUUGUUGGUCGGUUACGGAAAGACGAGCAGCAAAACGUCAAAGAAGGAGGAAUAAAUGGACGCUCAUUUGUCCCUUUAAGCAAUUUAGCCCACUGGAACAGCAACAAGUACCAGGACUGGACCAAAGUCAACAUCGCCUGAGGAGGACAAAGGGAAGACCCGCCCCUUAACUCUGCUGUAAUAGCCUGCACCCUCCCUCACCCCGACCCUUUCUGCACCAAUCAGGGCCAAGGAACUGUUUCUAACACUUCUACGAGUAAUAACACUAAUAAUAAUAAUAAUAAUAAUAAUAACAAUAAUAGGACUAUUGUGGUUUGCUUCUUGUUGCCUCCAAGACUCCUCUUAUUCAGUUCUUCCGUCUUUUUGUUACGUUUUUUUCUAAGCUGCUCAACAAAACAAACAGACUUGAAAGGCGCCAGGAAGCGAUGGCGGCGAAUGACUGAGGACACGCAGCACUUUUGUCUUUUUGCUACCAACACGAACCUUAUUUUCCUCUAGAAGGUUCUUUAGGAGUUGUUCUGGCAUGAGCGGACGACUUUUGACGCGAAUGUCAGCGCUACACAAUUUAUGCAUGUUUGAGCACGCACACACACACACACACACACACACACACAUACACAAACGCACUGCUUCCGCCACAUAACGUAAGGCUGCAGUAACCGUGAGCACCACCAGGGGCGUGUUUUCCUGUCAUGUUGCCAUGGUGACCUGCUGCAAUACAGAGGGGGGCGGGCCAUCAAUCACACCAAUCACCAUGACAACACAGAAGCCUUUUAAAAGGGCACUUCCACCCCCAAAUAUUAGAAAUGAACAUGCUUAUUGACGAGUAUUGAUUGCUGUAAAAGCUCAUUUGAUUGAUGGGCACACACACACACACACACAGAGCUGAUAAUCAAUCAUUCUGAUGGAUCAAUAUCAGUAAUGGCUGUCUGAUUCUAACUUUGUGUGUGUGUGUGUUGUCCCACCGCCUCUUUAGAAGACAAAUCUCCUUCAGUGACACACGCUAAGACGCCACUGUCUCUUGAGGGUAGGGCUUCAUUGUGUUUAAUUCCCAUAUGCACACACACACACACACACACAAGCACGCACUUUCACUCACAUGCAUGUGCCCACUCACUUGGACACAUGUGAUUAGUGUACCCACAUAAACGCACACACACACACACACACACACACGGAAUGUUAUGACUUUGACAAUAGGAUUUAUGUUCUGACAACAGCAGGACAACAAGGACAAACACACAGGGCGUGAAGAAAAGCAGUGUGUGUGUGUGUGUGUGUGUGUGUGUGUGUGUUCCUCCCUGCAUUAAUCAUAAUAUUUAAGUACCAAUAUAAAAUGAUAUAAGUGUGUGUGCGUGUGAUCAUCCACAGACCCGUACGGCCAGUACACAAAGUAAAGCUUUCAGGUGUCAAACACACACACACACACACACACACACACACGUGACAUCAGGUGCCCCCCCUUCACCCUUCAAGGGUAUUUUCAGCUUUAAAACAAAAAAAAAAAACUCCUUUGUUUUUCCACUGAAUGAACGUAUGAUUGUGUUAUUUUUCUAGAAGCGGCCGCUAGCGCACGUUGUUGACUUUAAUAAAAGCAUCCUUACAAAAAAAUAUAUAUAUUUUAAGUGUUGGUUUGUUCGGGAACUCUUCAUUAGAAGUGAAUUUUAAAAGAAGCCAUUUUGGGUCCUGUUGGUUCUGAAUGAAAAAAAAAAAUAUCCUACUUCCUGUGAGGCCUUUUUAAGUGUGCAUGAAUUUCCUGUGUGGAUGACACCAUGUAUCAGGGUAGUGAUCUCACUUUGUCCGCCUGCGAGAUACUACUAAAAUUACCAAGUCCCAAAGAUCUACCUUAUACUAUAAAUACAGGAAACAUAUAUUUAUCAUGUUUAUAAAUAUGAGUAUUUAUGUACAUUAUUUUUCAUUAUGCAAGUCAAAAUGAU
Messenger RNA from Doryrhamphus excisus (bluestripe pipefish), 5760 nucleotides. It is a transcript of the gene trpc5a, whose product is annotated as transient receptor potential cation channel, subfamily C, member 5a. Gene Ontology annotation, molecular function: store-operated calcium channel activity; inositol 1,4,5 trisphosphate binding; protein binding. Gene Ontology annotation, cellular component: cation channel complex; plasma membrane. The record is from RefSeq and is a predicted model, not a curated record. Gene Ontology annotation, biological process: regulation of cytosolic calcium ion concentration; calcium ion transmembrane transport. Lineage: Eukaryota; Metazoa; Chordata; Actinopteri; Syngnathiformes; Syngnathidae.